Messenger RNA from Enterobius vermicularis (human pinworm), 2298 nucleotides. NCBI's taxonomy places the organism in Eukaryota, Metazoa, Nematoda, Chromadorea, Rhabditida, Oxyuridae. The record is from the annotation of a GenBank genome assembly.
AUGUCCUCUCAGUUGUCUGGCACACAACCAGUGAAUAGGCUUCAUACCUUGAUUUCUUCCACAACUCUUGACUAUUUAGGCCGUACUCGUCCGAGGCGUAAUGGUAAUGAGCCUCUUAAAAGGUUUGCAGAAGCAAAAAAAGCUAUUGGAGAUAUAUUUGGACGACUGGAAACAAAUGUGAAGGAAUUGUAUGCAUACUACUGCGAUGUUUCUGAAAACGGAGAUGUUGUUCCUGCCGAAAGGAUGCAGGAAGUGAAGAAGUUUGAGGAUAGUUUAGCUACCAUUAGAGAAAUGUUUCUGCGAGAUAAUAUGAAAGUCGUUUUUUUUGGAAGAACAAGUAACGGGAAGAGUACAGUAAUUAAUGCAAUGCUUCAUUCGAAAGUUCUACCUCAAGGGAUGGGGCAUACAACUUGUUGUUUUCUUCAGGUAGAAGGUAGUGCCGAUGAUGAAAAAUACAUCAUGUCAGAGGAUGGUCAGAGGUUUGAACUUGAAGAAUUGAACAAACUUGGUCACGCCAUGAGCGACGACAAUGCUACGUUACCCACUUUAGGACAAGAUUCACUUUUAACUGUUUAUUACCCAAAGUCUUCUUCACGUUUGCUACAGAACGAUGUUGUGUUUGUUGACAGUCCUGGAGUUGAUCUUUCACCAGAAUUCGACUCCUGGAUCGACAAGCAUUGUCUGGACGCUGAUGUUUUCGUACUUGUAUGUAAUGCUGAGUCAACGCUUACGCAGGCGGAGAAGAAUUUUUUUCAUCGUGUCAGUAUGAAACUAAGUAGACCUAAUAUAUUCAUACUUAACAAUCGUUGGGACGCAAGUGCUUCUGAAGUGGAGCAUAUUAAUCAGGUGCAAAAAGAGCAACAUCAAAUGAGAUUCAAGCAGUUUCUUGUCGACGAGUUGAUGGUGUGUAAUGAAGUGGAAGUUAAAAACCGAGUUUUCUUUAUUUCCGCUCGUGAAAUGUUGGAAUCCAGGCUGAAGGCUCUUGGAGUAAUAAGCAGAGCGUAUCAACUGGAGGGGCACCAGCUUAGGACGAUUGAAUUCAACAAUUUUGAGGCGCAAUUUGAGCAAGUAAUUUCAAAGUCAGCUAUCAACACGAAAUUUGAGGCUCACGUAAGACGAGGGCGUGAAAUUGUGGAAGCUUUAAGAGCAAAUCUAGAUUCUGUGAAAAUUUCUGCAUUAGAGAAAAGAGAUCAGGAAGAAAAAUUCUCCGUUAACGAGGCUGCAUUCAAACAGUGUUUACAAAACUGGAACGAGUUUGAAAAGAAUUUUAUAACGGAGGCUCGUAAACUUCAGUUUGAAGUACAAUUGAAAGUAUCUGCGGAUUUCGCUGAAGAAAUAAGUAACCUUGGAAAAAUUAUAGACGGGUUUGAAUAUAAAUUUGUGGACGAUCCUGAAUCAAUCAAAGUUUUGACUGAAUUCGUGGAUGGCGCUAUUGCCGAAGAUUUACAGAAACAAUGUAUACUCGGUUUGAUGGAGAGAAUCAGAAGUCUUGAAAAGGAUGUUUACGAUCGGAUUCAUAGUAUUUUGGCUGAGCCUUAUGUCCAGAAGUUUGAAGAGGCUUGGCGGUACCGCUUGCCAUUUCAGUUUUCUGUUUCGGUUAACUGCCAGUCAUUGAUGGAUGAUUUUGCUGAAGAUUUAGAGUUUCGGUUCUCUUUAGGGCUUACUUCUUUGGUUCGUCGACUAGUAGCCUACGGUUUAGGGCAGCCCGUAACGGCUGUAACUAAUCAACGUUUGAGUGACCAACUGGUAUUAAACCAUGUUAUUAUCUUAGAAGGUACUUUAGCAGAUGCUCCCGAAAAUGCACUAAUUGCCAAAGUUAUACUUUCAUCUUCUAGUUACCUUGCACAUGGAGGCCUUAGCCUUUUCCUUCUUGGCGGCCUGGUCUACAAGACAGUGGACUGGCGUUUGAUACUGUGUGGUGGUUUAGUGUAUGGUGGGUUAUAUGCUUUAGAAAGAUGGCGAUGGAACUCUGGUGCUAAGGAACAACAUCUUAAGGACCAGUUCAGAUCUCAUUUGGCUGAAAGGAUGCGUGGUGUCUCAUCAGCUCAUACAGCCCUUUCCGUUUCACAAGUUGUUCGUGAAAUGGAGCAAGUCUACAAGGGCUUGAAAAGCACAAUUGGGGGUGUGCACCGAGAAAUGAAAUCUGCAUUAGAUGGAGAACGAGAAAAGAUUUCUAAAAUUGAUGGAGUCGUCAAAGGACUUAGCACCAUCAAAGGGAAAACUUCUUUUCUUAAUACCGAUUUCGAUAAAUUUGUGGACAAUUUUCUUAAAUCGGACGUGCCCGUAUUGCAACUUUAA